UAUCGUUAACUGACGUCAGCUGAUUACAUUGACGAAAAAUAUCAAAAUCAUGCAUAUAAAUGCGAAUAUUUCUGUUAUUGAUCAGUAUAACAACACAUCAGUAGGCACCAAUAGGCACUUUCAAAAUAGAGAAAAUGAACUUAUCUCCUCUUUCAACGUGUAUAUCAUUUUUGCUGUUUAUCCAGUUAAUCAAUGGUAUGCAACACAAUGGCGAAGAAGACAUUACAUUCUCCAACUUGCUGGACCAAUUUAAUAAAAAAGCGGCAGAAAAAGGAUUCGACAUGGGAUCAAAGCUGCAUUUCAUAAUCAAGAUUUCGAACACAGUUGGCAAGUUGAAAAAGAAACUAGAGACGCCACCAAAAGAAUUCAUGGAUAGCAAAAAAUUGAAAAGAGUAUUGGCAAGUGUGCCGAAAACCAUGACAAUUACAGGACCCGAUUAUGUUGAAGUAAAUGGUCGUGAAUUUCUGCGUCUGAUGAUUGGUAUUAUAAACGAUGCAGCAACGGAGAACAUUCCAAAUAUUAGUGCCGAAAUUUGCACAGAAAUUACAUUCAUACCACCCCAUGAUCAACUAUUCGAUGACUGGUAUAAAGCAUGGGAUAUGGAUCCUAUUAGCGAGCAACAUAUGAUUCAAGUCUAUAAAGAGCUACCGGCUAUGACCACGAAGUAUGUGCAAUUGUACGAUUUAUACCACAAACGGUUGGGAGAAGUUGAAGCAGCAGUGAAGGGGGUUAAAUUUCUCACAAAAUUGAUAAACACCGAUUUUGAUAGGCUUUUGAUACUUAAUCCGGAAGAAGAAAGCGAUGCUGUACAGGCCAGAGAAACUGUUCUAAGAUUACAGCCGCUUUUGGAAAGAUUGGGGCAACAUCAAGAACACGUGAUUCGUCAACUUACACAGGUCAGGGAUGUUCUGAUAGAAUACAACAAAGAUCGAAUUAAAUGGAUCGAAUUUUUGGUGGAAAUAAGGGAGUCUUUGACGUCAGAUCGAAGAACGACGUUGAGUAAAAAUAAUAACAGGGAAGUAAAUCCUGUGGUGAAUAAAAAGCGCAAGGCUGCUAUGUCACGAGUGGUAAACUGUUUUACUAAAAUCCUUUGCUUCCGAAAAGAUCUUUAAUAUUUUGUUGAAUUUUUCUUACUUCUGAAUUAUUUUUCGUAUAAAAACUACUUGGGAAAAAUGCAAUAAAUAUCUUUAUAAAUUGGAAUAAAAUCAAAUCAACGUACGUUAAAAA
Molecule: messenger RNA, 1227 nt
Organism: Contarinia nasturtii (swede midge)
Lineage: Eukaryota; Metazoa; Arthropoda; Insecta; Diptera; Cecidomyiidae
Exons: 2
Coding region: 135-1112 (325 amino acids)
Source: RefSeq, a predicted model, not a curated record